This is a messenger RNA of Caenorhabditis bovis, 1470 nucleotides long. NCBI's taxonomy places the organism in Eukaryota, Metazoa, Nematoda, Chromadorea, Rhabditida, Rhabditidae. The record is from the annotation of a GenBank genome assembly.
AUGUCCGUCGAACAUGACUACGCUUUUGCGAAUGCGACGACGAAGAAGCCAACACCGAUACAAUCACAGACAGGCGAGCCGCGCACGAAUCGUGUCAUCGCGCAAAUGCCGGCUGAAAGAAGGAUCUACUGUGUUCCGAAGCCGGUGCAGCAGGUCGUCCCGCAAGGUCAGUCGCCUCAAACAUACUACGAGGUUCCGACGAGAAUUGCAACAACGAAUCGGCCUGUCAAUGGACAACCAACUCGGGUGCUGUUGCAGCAGGGAACUGCGCAGGUGAUUCGACCUGGCACACAGUAUACGGUUGUGAGCAGUGCAAAUCGACUUGUACAAGGCCAGCAACAUUCGGCGGUUCGUGCUCAGCCAGUUUUUCAAGGCGGCCAAGUUCAGCAAAUCUAUCGAAGAACUCCACAGGGCAACGUUGGCCAGCAAACCCAGGCGACCUAUAUUCAGGUCGCCAGGACAACCCCGUCUCAACAGCAAGGCGCGACGACGGCUGUGUACACGCAACAGCCGAUUCGGCAGUAUGUGCAGCCGAUGCAGCAGCAGCAGCAGGCGCAAGGCCAACGCGCGACGCACCAUCAACCGCAGCAGCAGGCGCAAUUUGCCGCCUUCAACAGCAUGAAUCUCGCGGUGCCGUUGCGCGAGCCGUCGCCGGAGCCGAUCGCGGCUCCGCCGCCUCAGCCGGAGCCCGAGGAGUCGGCGCAGUCGACGUCGAAUGAGGAGCCGAUGCCCGAUGAUAGCGAUAUUGACAUUCAGAUUCGCAACGUCGUUUGUAAUUAUACUCUACCGCUUCACAUCGAUCUUCGAAAAUUGGCGAUGAACACCAAUAAUGUGACGUAUGAGCGCGAAAAGGGGGUGAUGAUGAAACAGAAGAGAAAUCCCAAUUGCUAUAUCAAAGUGUAUAGUUCGGGCAAAGUGUAUAUUGUUGGAUGUCGAAGCGAGGUCGAUUGCAAGCGUGCGGCUCGUUCGAUCGCGCGUCACGUUCAACGCGUAAUGGGACGAACGAACGAGCGGGUGGCGAUUCGCAACUAUCGAGUGAACAACGUGCUCGCCACAUGUCGAAUGCCGUUCGGCAUCAAAAUUGAAGAAGUCGCCGCGAAAUAUCCAUCCGAGUCGACGUAUGAGCCCGAAUUGUCGGUUGGUCUUGUGUGGCGAUCGGUGAAACCGAAAGCGACACUUCGCAUUCAUACAACUGGAUCGAUUACGGUUACUGGAGCAAGCUCCGAAAACGACGUGCUCGAAGUGAUAUCGACAAUCUACCCAAUUGUUCUCAAAUAUCGGUGCUUUGAUCGCGCCAAAGAUUCGGCGGGAAACAAGCGUAAGCGAAAGGCGCCAGCCAAUAAGCCACCAGCGGCGAAGCGUGAGCGUCUCGAUCAGGCUAAUUUCGGAAGUUCUGGUGUUUAUAAUAAUAAGGUGUACUUUUCCGAUGAAGACGAAGAUUUGUACGAGGAUCUCGAUUUGGAUGAGUGA